This is a messenger RNA of Rangifer tarandus platyrhynchus (Svalbard reindeer), 294 nucleotides long. The record is from the annotation of a GenBank genome assembly. Lineage: Eukaryota; Metazoa; Chordata; Mammalia; Artiodactyla; Cervidae.
AUGGGAGCAGGGCCAGCGGCCGCUCAGUGUUGGGCUGGGGGUCAGGGAUGCGUGCGGGGCGGAAACGCAGAGCUGCCGGCUGCGGGCGGCAGGGAGCACUGCUGGCCGCUAGAGGGCGCCGGCGGCCGCCCCGGGAAGCUGCUCGGAGCAGCCGGAUCCCGGGGGGCGGCGGGAACGCCCUGCUCCCAGCAGUGUGAUCCUCCCCGCACACCGCCCCGCCCCGGCUUCCCACCAGCCCUCGCGCUCUGGGCCACUCUGGCCGACCCGGCCCGGCCCCUCCUGAGGUCGCAGUAG